Messenger RNA from Abrus precatorius (Indian licorice), 921 nucleotides. RefSeq names its product probable transcription factor KAN2. The transcript is spliced from 7 exons. The record is from RefSeq and is a predicted model, not a curated record. Gene Ontology annotation, molecular function: DNA-binding transcription factor activity; DNA binding. Lineage: Eukaryota; Viridiplantae; Streptophyta; Magnoliopsida; Fabales; Fabaceae. Bases 1 to 921 code for a protein of 306 amino acids.
AUGGCUGAUGAGAGAACUUGUAUAUCUGAAGAAGACAAGAGUGAAGGUAGCAAACCCUCUUCUCCAAGUCUUAGAAAACGUUCAUUCUUUGACUUGAACGAAGAAGCUGUGGAUGAUGGAGAUGAUACAAUAAGUGAUGGUCCCCUCAGUAACAAUGACAUAUCAUCUCAAGAAGGUAAUUUGAAUAGCAAUAAUAACUCAAGUGAUGAAGGGAAAGACCGUCCGACUACGGUUAGACAAUAUGUGCGUUCCAAAAUGCCAAGACUCCGUUGGACUCCUGAUCUCCAUUUAGCUUUUGUUCAUGCUGUUGAGAGGCUUGGUGGACAGGAAAGAGCAACUCCCAAGUUGGUUCUCCAGUUGAUGAAUGUGAGAGGACUUAGCAUUGCACAUGUAAAGAGCCAUUUGCAGAUGUAUCGAAGUAAAAAGCUUGAUGAGUCUGGCCAAGUUUUAUCACAAAAUAGGGCAAUGCAAGGAAGGGAUCAUAUUAUGGAUAUGUAUGAAAGAUUUAAUGUCUCACAACACUUUGGGGUUGAUAACGGGCACUUUCUGCCAUCAUCUCUGCUAACAAAACAACCACCUUAUGAAAUCAAUGAUCAUGGCUCUUCAAGAUUACACCCGGCAGGGUUUUUCAAUAGUCACAUGAUGAUAAGAUCAAGUUCGGUGUGGGACAAAGAAUUAUAUAAUUAUCAUUAUCAACGUAGUUCCUGCACUCCUAGCUGCACCGGCCACACCAAGUUUGAUGCUGAGGUUCAUGAUUUGAAAAAUCAAAUUUCAGAAUUCGCAAAUCAAGUUCAAGUAUCAAAACAAACCUACUUCAAAGCUCAGUUAGAAAAGUUGAAUGAGAAGAAAGAAUCACCAAGUUUCUUGGAGCUAAAGCUAAGUCAAGAUUCAGAAAAAUUAUCACAGAUGGUGUUAAUCUAA